Molecule: messenger RNA, 1488 nt
Organism: Clonostachys solani
Lineage: Eukaryota; Fungi; Ascomycota; Sordariomycetes; Hypocreales; Bionectriaceae
Source: the annotation of a GenBank genome assembly
AUGAAGACGAAAUCAGAUACCGGGCACCCGAGGGUCCUCAGAAAACUCGGGCAUCUGGAGAGCUAUCUAGAAUGCCAGCACUCGAAAGAUCUGUAUCGAGGGACGAGUUUGAACUGCAGAUACUCCAUACCCCCCGGCCUGCCUUCUGGACUCGAUGCUCUGCAAGCUUGUUUCGACCGAGCGGUUGCUCGGAUUGUCCUCGACCAGCCGAUGCUACAAGUUGGGACCCGGACGGAAUCCCCGACGCGAAGUGUCUUCCUCCACGUUGAGGAAAUCGAUCUUGCAAAUCAUCUAGAGCUUCGAGAAGUCGCCGAUGAAGACUUUCAAAAAGCUCAAGAGGUCAGCAUCAGGGAAGGUGUUGACAAAAAGUUCAAAGAGCUGGAAACCGUACCCGGAUGGCGCGUGGCUAUCUGUAAACCAUCGCUUGGCGACUUUGUGGAGGUCAAUUUCAUCUUUCAUCAUACCAUUACGGACGGUAAUGGCGCAAAGCUUUUCCACGAGCUACUUCUCAAGCACCUCAUAUCACGCACUCAACCAGAAGAGCUUGAAGGCCGAAUAAUCCACCUCAGGCCGGAGAACUGUCAACCCUUCCCACUCGCCAUGAACGUCCUAUGUGACUUCAACUUAUCUGGAGUCUUCUUACUCAAACAGGUGUGGCAGGAGAAACGGCCGGUACCAGUGGCAAUGCGUGACACACUGCUAGCACACUGGGCGCCCCUGAAGCCCGGCCCAGCCACAACGCGCCGCAGGACGAAUAGAGCAGACGCGGGAACUCUGCAACGACUUCUGAAGACUUGCCGUGAAAACGAAACGACAGUCACUGCUCUCAUGCAUGCCAUGUGCUUGGUGUCGCUCGCUGGCCGGCUGGGAAGGAAGGAGGCCCCUGGAUUUACUGGACAGUCGGCACUGGACCUAAGGCGGUUCGCGCCAGUGACGCCGGACGGAGUGUCGACGCAUGGACUGCUGCAUAAUAUUGUUAGCGUAAUGCCGCAUCAUUUCGAUGAGAAGUAUGUGGACAAGAUUCGGGAUCGGAUUCUCAGGGAGGAAGCCACGAUGGUAGAUACGGAGGUGAUGAUCUGGGAUGCAGCGAAGAUCACCCGAAAGCAGCUCAAGGAUAGAUUAAGCUGGGGGCUCAAGAACGAGAUGCAGGGCCUAUUGAGGUAUGUGUCAGACUGGGAGACGGAGAAAAAGAAAAGGAUCAAGCGGCCAAGGGAGUAUGCCUGGCUGGUAAGUAACAUCGGGGUACUGAAGAACGACCAUGCGGAAGCCAAUGCAGCCAACGGUGAGCCAAGAAACUGGCAGAUCGAGCAGGGACAAUUCAGUCUGGGUUCCGAAGUGACCGGAUGUGCAUUUGGUGUGAGUGCGGUGGGCGUUGAACGCGGCGGUUUGUGCAUCGAUGUUAGUUGGCAGGCCGGAAUCUAUGACGACAGUCUUGGGGAGGGACUGGCAGGUGAUAUUGGGAAGUGGAUGAAGGAGCUUGGGCGGUGA